Angiostrongylus costaricensis is the source of this 561-nucleotide messenger RNA. The record is from the annotation of a GenBank genome assembly. Lineage: Eukaryota; Metazoa; Nematoda; Chromadorea; Rhabditida; Metastrongylidae.
AUGGCAAUGGGAAUAUUAUUGGAAUUCAUUCGAUAUAUUCGAUGGCGUAUCGAGAUGAGUGAGAAGCUGAGCACUCAACUAACAACAAAGUACGCCACAUUCACUAUAAACAGUUCUUGUCAAAGCUAUAUUUCUCGACUCUUUUCGGCUUCACACAUAGUGCAGACGUUAUUCUUCGGAGUUCAACAAGUGCUCGGAUAUUCGCUUAUGCUUGUAUUUAUGACGUUCUCCAUAUGGCUAGGUAUCGCCGUCUGUUUGGGAACGGAAGAAGAAGAUGAUGAUGAAAAUGUACUUCCAUUUUCGAAUCCAGGAACCAAUACUGUUUCGCGAAUGGCUGCCAAAAGACAUAACAGAUUUCUUCCUAAGAGUGUCACCAUAAAGUAUUUUCUGCUAUCCUUGUCUCGAAUUGCUUCACCGUUAAAUUUUCUCGAAAGUUCACGAGCAGCAGAAUUUCGUCCAAAUGAACUAACAGUCACAUGGUUGCGUUCUUUUUUCUCAUACCACUUAUCUCCGUUCAAGAAUACGAAAAACUUGAAGGCUGUUGUGGAUGAGAUCGCCUGA